This is a messenger RNA of Ricinus communis (castor bean), 1679 nucleotides long. Its product is annotated as probable LRR receptor-like serine/threonine-protein kinase At4g36180. Gene Ontology annotation, molecular function: protein binding. The coding region runs from base 284 to 1444 and encodes 386 amino acids. The record is from RefSeq and is a predicted model, not a curated record. NCBI's taxonomy places the organism in Eukaryota, Viridiplantae, Streptophyta, Magnoliopsida, Malpighiales, Euphorbiaceae. The transcript has a single exon.
AGACAGCACAUCUUACCCCACCUUUAAAUAUCUCCCAUACAUACCUUAGAUUCAUAUACAAACGUGUAUGUCUAUAUGACCAGCACCAAUUAUGUACAUUUUAGUGCUCUCCAGCCACACCUAAAGUAAUAAAAACCCUCCUCUUUAACCUCCCAAAAAGAAAAAAGGUCCAUCAACACAACUCCCCACCACUUUCCCUGACAAGAACCAUCUUGAUUGAUUGAUAAUUGUAAUUCCUUCACCUCUUACCAAAAAUCCCAAAUCAGAAGACAAGCAAUAGAGAAUGAUUAAGUUUCUCUUAUUUUUCUUGUUUCUCCUCAAUUCAAGAAAUGUGUUUAUUUUAGGUGUUACUUCACCACAAGAUAUCUCUGCUCUUAAAGCUUUUAAAUCGUCAAUCAAGCCAAGUUCCAUCCCUUCAUGGUCAUGUCUUGCAUCAUGGGACUUCACCUUGGCAGACCCAUGUCUCCUCCCUCGCCGGAGCCACUUCACUUGUGGUGUAACAUGCUCAUCUGACGCAACUCGAGUCACCCAACUCACUCUUGACCCAGUUGGCUACUCAGGUCAACUCACUCCGCUCAUUUCUCAGCUCACUAAUCUCACUAUUCUUGACCUUUCAGAUAACAACUUCUUUGGCUCUGUUCCGUCUUCAAUUUCCUCUCUUAUAAAUCUCCAAACUUUAACUCUCCGUUUCAACUCGUUCUCUGGGUCACUUCCAAUCUCCAUUACUAACCUUAAAUCACUUCGAAGUUUGGAUCUUUCACAUAAUUCUUUAUUCGGGUAUCUGCCAAAAUCCAUGAAUUCAAUGUCUAGUUUAAGAAGACUUGAUCUUAGUUACAACAAAUUAACUGGGUCUUUACCAAAACUACCUUACAACUUGCUAGAACUAGCUCUAAAGAACAAUUCUUUAUCUGGUUCGUUAUCUAAAGCAUCAUUCGAUGGGUUAACUCAGUUAGAAGUGAUUGAACUGAGUGAAAACUCAUUCAAUGGAGUACUAGAAUCAUGGUUCUUUCUCUUACCAGCACUUCAACAGGUUGAUUUAGCCAAUAAUGAUCUUACACGUGCUGAGAUCUCAAAGCCUGUAAAUGGUAACAGUGACCUCGUAGCUGUUGAUCUUGGUUUCAACAAAAUUGAAGGUAACGUUCCAUUAAAUUUUGCUGAUUAUCCUCUGCUUUCGUCUUUGUCGUUGAGAUACAACCGGUUGCGUGGCACCAUCCCGUUGGAGUUUAGUCAAAAGAAGAGUUUGAAAAGAUUGUUUCUGGAUGGGAAUUUCCUGAUUGGUAAGCCACCAUCGGAGUUUUUCGCAGGUGGAGUUCCGGUCACCGGUAGUUUGGGGGAUAAUUGUCUACAAGGGUGUCCGGGUUCAUCUCAGUUGUGUACGCCUUCACAGAAACCAAGUUCUGUAUGUAAACAAGCUUACGGAAGGAAAGGAAAACCGAAGUCUUAAUAUGGUCAGAAAUUCAGUUUAUAUUAUUAUUUUUUAGAGCCAAAAUAAAACAAUGUGCAUUAGAAAUUUUGUAAUUUCAUAUUAGUGAAUUAUAUAUAUAAAUGAAAUGUGGAAGCUAGAUUAUUCUUUUUCUUUAACAAAAUAAACUUCCUUAACUAGGUGGAACAUUUACAGAAACAUUACAAACCCACAACAAAGUAUGAUCAAAUUAUGUGAUUUAUUUUUUAUUUUAUUA